Molecule: messenger RNA, 2640 nt
Organism: Drosophila melanogaster (fruit fly)
Lineage: Eukaryota; Metazoa; Arthropoda; Insecta; Diptera; Drosophilidae
Gene: S-Lap3
Product: Sperm-Leucylaminopeptidase 3
Exons: 1
Coding region: 178-1785 (535 amino acids)
Biological process (GO): proteolysis; spermatid development
Cellular component (GO): major mitochondrial derivative; mitochondrion; cytoplasm
Molecular function (GO): metal ion binding; manganese ion binding
Source: RefSeq, marked reviewed
GGACACCUGACAAAACUUUUGAACGUGGCUGGUCAAAAUUAUUAGAGACAGUUCGAGAGACCAACAUACAUACACUUCGAGAGUUGCCGUAAAUUGUAAAAACACACAACAGUCGUCAAAAUUGUGCAGAUAAUAGCUCGCGUAUAUAGUGCGGUAAACAUAAUAAUACUAUAUACUAUGCGUGGACAACUGUUGCUGAAGGGACCCGCAUUGGCGAGGAGCUUGAGCCGGUGCCGCGUAAGUGCCGUGCCCCAAAUUGGAUCUGUUCGUCAUGUGACCGCCGGCUGUGCAGCUGGUGAUACCGUCAAGGGCGGCAAAGGAAUCGUCUUGGGCCUCUACGAAAAGGAGUCGGGCAAGGGACCUCGAUUAACGCCUGCUGGCGAAAAGUUUGACGAUCGUGUGCAGGGCAAGCUAUCGGAAUUGGUUUGCGAAACCAAAUUAACUGGACGAUUGGGUCGCGGCAAGGUCUUCAACAAUGUGGACAGCGAGUUCAGAUCCAUUUGCGUGGUGGGCGUUGGUCUCGAAGGCAUAGCCUUUAAUGAACUGGAAAUGCUGGACGAGGGUAUGGAGAAUGUGCGCAUAGCUGCUGGAAUCGGUGCCCGAUCAUUACAAAGUAUUGGCUGCUCGGAAGUGCAUGUGGAUAAUAUGGACUAUGCCGAACAGGCAGCCGAAGGUGCUGCACUGGCCAUUUGGCGAUAUGAGGAGAAUCUGGCGAAGAAGUAUCGUAGCACUAUACCGAAACUGGAGCUGCAUGGUUCACCGGAUGUCGAGUCCUGGACAAGGGGCCUCUUCAAGGCAGAGGCACAGAAUUUGGCCAGAAGACUGUGUGAUGCCCCAGCCAAUUGUAUGACACCGACAAUUGUGGCACAGGCUGCAGUGGAUUCACUAUGCCCAUGCGGCAUCACCGUAGAGGUUCGCACCAUGGAAUGGAUUGAACAGCAACAUCUGAACUCCUUCCUGAUGAUUGCCAAAGGCAGUUGCGAACCACCCGUUCUCCUUGAGGUGGCCUAUUGCGGCACCGCACCGGAAGAUAAGCCCAUUCUGCUGGUGGGUCAAGGCAUAACCUUCAAUUCAGGUGGCAUCAAUCUGCGUCCUUGCAAGGGCAUGGAUGAAUUCCGCGGAGAUCUCACUGGAGCGGCAUGCAUUUUGGCCGCCAUGCGCGCAGCAGCUGCUCUAUCUUUGCCCAUCAAUAUAACUGCUGUGAUACCACUGUGCGAGAAUCUGCCGUCUGGAAUGUCCUGCAAGCCUGGCGAUGUGGUGACCUUACUCAAUUCCAAAUCUCUGGCGGUGCGUAAUAUAAGUCGAACAGGAGUGGUGGUCAUCUCGGAUCCCAUGCUUUAUGGUCAGAUAACAUACAAGCCCAGACUCGUCGUGGAUGUGGGCUCCAUGUGCAAGGGCGUAAAGAAGGCAGUUGGCGGUGGAGCCACUGGUAUUUGGUCGAAUUCUCACUAUAUAUGGAAACAAUUCCAGCGUGCCGGUUCCUUGACCGGUGAUCGCUUGUGGCGAUUCCCCUUAUGGCGCUACUACAAGGAUCGUGUGGCAGAGCACCUGAGCUUCGACCUACUGAACGAUGGCGAGGGAUAUGCCUCGUCUUGCCUGGCAGCUGCUGUUCUCCACGAACUCGUGCCCUGCAGCGAUUGGGCCCAUUUGGAUACCUAUGGUACUGGACUAUUGAGCACAUAUGGAUUGAUACCCUACUUGACAGCUGGCAGGAUGACUGGCAGACCGACCAGGACAUUGGUGCAGUUCCUCUACCAAAUCGCCUGCCCCGAACAGCCUAAAUAAUUGAUGUUCUGCGGAUGACUUCGAUUACGUUUUGAUUGGUUCUUUGACUGGCGACUCUUAAAGGCUCUCGAAAAAUGGAUGUUCGGCUCCAACUGUGUAUAUUUAUGAUGUGGGUUGACGAUGUUCACCCAACGUUUUAAUCUGUUGACCAAAGUCCCAGGACAAGGGACCAGAGCUCGUUCAAUGUUUGUAUUUUAUGUUUAUGACUCGGCCGCAUCCCGGGGCUGAGUUGGCUGGCAGAGAUUGUCUAGCGUCCAAAAAAAAUUCAAAUUCACACAGGAAAAUCAUUGUAUCAAUCAAUUAUAAACGUUCGGCAGACAAUCAAAUGUAAUAAAUUGUAGGGUCAUCUUAAAGGAACGAUAACGAUAACGAGUUUUAAAAAUUAAUCCAAAGUAGAGGUGAUGAUUUAAAUCUUUUAAGCCCAAAUAAGCACUUUAAUCUAGCUUUGUGUCUUUAACGAUGAACUAUUAGCCACAGCUUUGACCAAUUUUAUGCAUUUUUGGGUGGAAAGUAUACCCACUAAACUGCCGUCGAAGGUCCUCAGACGGGCCAUCGUCAAUGUCAGGCGAACACAAAUAGCUGAAUUCCACCCAAUUUGCAGACCACGUCUACUUUUGGCAUAUCAAUGAGGCGACCGAGAAAAGGAUGAGGAUGAUUGGAAAGUCUGGACUGACUGGAGUGACAGGAUAUCGAAGAGUUUAUGGCAAACUUUUCCGCACGUUAUUGAUGUCCGGCUCAGCUUGGCUUAAAUUUCAAACUUUCCCGGCACACAAGACGUCGUGCUUUUUUGGCUCGGAACAAUUGAAAGGCUCCAUCGUUGUAAUUUAUUUGUAGACUAAUUCAAUUGGUCGAUGU